This is a messenger RNA of Phragmites australis (common reed), 1411 nucleotides long. RefSeq lists its product as uncharacterized. Bases 133 to 1071 code for a protein of 312 amino acids. Gene Ontology annotation, cellular component: intracellular membrane-bounded organelle. NCBI's taxonomy places the organism in Eukaryota, Viridiplantae, Streptophyta, Magnoliopsida, Poales, Poaceae. The record is from RefSeq and is a predicted model, not a curated record. Gene Ontology annotation, molecular function: palmitoyl hydrolase activity; thiolester hydrolase activity. The transcript has 12 exons.
CUGUAUCGAACCGCCUCACCCCUUCCCCUUCCUCUUCCGCUCCGCCUCCUGUCUUCUCAUCAGUGCUCGCACGCGGAGGGAGGCGGAGGCGAAGCCCUGCCCCCCCCCCCCCUAUCCGCCGCGGCGACGCUGAUGGCCGCGCCGCGCGACGCCUGCGUGCUCGUCGUCCUCCUCCUGCUCGCCGCAUCCGCGGCGCUCGCGCCGGUGGCCUCCGCCGUGCCUUUCAUCGUCCUGCACGGGAUCGGAGACGAAUGCGGGAACGACGGGUUGGCGUCCUUCACCGAGUUGCUUGGGGAGUGGUCCAGCUCCAAAGGCUACUGCAUUGAAAUUGGAAGAGGAGCAUGGGACUCUUGGUUAAUGCCACUUCAAGAGCAGGCAAAUACAGUUUGCAAGAAGGUCAAGAAAAUGAAAGAGCUCAGCAAAGGUUACAACAUAAUCGGCCUGUCUCAGGGAAACUUAAUUGGUCGGGCUGUAAUUGAGUACUGUGACCAUGGACCACCGGUCAAGAAUUUCAUCUCAAUUGGUGGUCCUCAUGCUGGUACAGCUUCAGUGCCUCUUUGCGGUUCUGGGAUUCUUUGUAUUCUUAUUGAUGAUCUGAUUAAAUUGGAGAUAUAUUCAGACUAUGUGCAGGCACAUCUUGCCCCUAGUGGUUACGUAAAGAUACCCACUGAUAUGGAAGAUUAUUUGAAGGGGUGCAGAUUUCUUCCAAAGCUUAACAAUGAGAUACCAAGUCAAAGAAAUGUUACCUAUAAAGAAAGAUUCAGCAGCUUGGAAAACUUAGUAUUGAUCAUGUUUGAGGACGAUGCAGUCCUAAUACCUCGGGAAACAGCAUGGUUUGGUUAUUACCCUGCCGGCGCCUUUAACCCAGUGCUGCCUCCUCAAGAGACAAAGCUGUAUACCGAAGACUGGAUUGGCUUGAAGACUCUGGACGAGGCUGGGCGUGUUAAAUUCGUGUCUGUGCCAGGAGGUCACCUCCGCAUCUCCAGAAGCGACAUGAAGAAGUACGUCGUGCCUUACUUGAAGCCGGGUGGAUCAUCCAAGCAGGGCAUACGCCGUAUCCUGUCACAUUGACGCGCGGCUGCUUUAUUACAAACGAACCACGUGCAUAUUUGAGAAUGUCUGUAUCGGGGGCCCUGACAUGUCGACCCUGUAUUGACGCCUUGUAAAUACUCUAUAGUGUUGAACCGUAAUGGAAGAACAGAAAGCGUAGGAUAGGACGGUCGAGGCGCGGGUGCCGGGUUGACCCAUGUUUGAGUUUUUUCUUUUUUCCGUUUGGCUAACUCGACAAGUAGCAUCGCCAUGAUUGGACGUAACAGAUCGAUUAAGUUCCGCCCGUCACAUAGCCCUGUAGGUUCUGCUGUUAGCCAUUAGCUUUGCACAUUGAAUGAAAGCUCUAUAAGUUGGUUUUUAA